UCUCUAUUAUUCCUUCUCUAACCUCACCCAACACCACAACAAAGACAAGAAGCUGCAAAGUUUGAACAAACGACCAAAACAAAAAAGCAAGGCCCUUUCCCUUUUUUCCUCAUCCUCAUCGAUUGGAUUAAGAUUAGCCUUCCAAACCCACAAAAACCAUAAGAUACUGAGACACGAGUUGGGAAGUGAAGAGUUUUUCUCUUCUCUUUCUGACCCUUUUUAUUUUUUUCUGCGUUGAAGACAGAGGGAGGAAGAUGGAGAUGAUGCCAUACCAGCUUUCUCGGUUACCUUAUCAAGAUUCCCUCAAACUUCUGGAGGCUGAUAUACAGCAUGCCAAUGCUUUGGCUGCUGCAAUUCCCAGAGCCAAGGGUGGGACUCUUCUCCAAAUGAAAUUGGUUUACAAUCACUUGGCUCCUCUCUUUCUAUUGUUGCUUCAGUGGAUGGAUUGUUCUUGUACAUGCUUUCUUCACAGAUAUCUCGACCUCUUCCACAUAGUUGUAUACAAGGUACACAAUGAUGGUAGAUCAAACAUGACUUCUCAUGGAAGAAAGGCAACCAUCCGGGACUUUUAUGCCGUUAUACUACCAUCUCUCCAGCGGCUUCAUGGUAGCUUGGAGAAGUUGGAGAUUUGUAAGAAAGGUCACUCUGGCUUAGAAGGUUCAAGUUAUGGUCAGAAGAUGAUUGAAGGAGAUGGGAAAAUAUUCAAUGUCGAUUUGGAGAGAGAAGAUGAAUGUGGAAUAUGCUUAGAGCCAUGCACCAAAAUAGUUUUGCCUAAUUGCUGUCAUGCCAUGUGUAUUAAAUGCUACCGCAAGUGGAAUACACGGUCAGAGUCUUGUCCUUUUUGCCGUGGUAGCUUAAGGAGAGUUAAUUCUGAGGAUCUAUGGGUUCUCACUUGUAAUGAAGAUGUUGUUGAUGCUGAAACAGUUUCCAAGGAGGACUUGUUACGUUUCUAUCUUUAUAUCAACAGCCUACCUAAAGAUCACCCAGAUGCACUUUUCUUAAUGUAUUAUGAAUAUCUGAUUUGAUUUUUUACUAAAUAAGGAGAAAAAUGUACAGAUAGGGAAUUUCGGACUGCAAGUGUGAAUAGAGUCUGGUAAGAAAUAUCUCUGAUCAUGUCAACCACAGUCCACAGCUAUGCUAAGAUGAAUUUAUGGAAUUUUAGCUCAGAAUAAGAACCCUGUUGGUCUGUCAUAUAUCUAUCUCCAUUUUAGACAAUAUAGAGUACUAUUACAAUUAACUUAGAAGCCCUUGUUUGAGUUCUAGUAGCUGAAGUUUUCUAAGAAACUAAUUCAGAUAUAAGGAUCCAUAUAUAUUAUCCUAAGUCUACCUGGAUGUUACUUCUUGAGAAGAAUGAUACUGACAGUAU
This is a messenger RNA of Gastrolobium bilobum, 1366 nucleotides long. Its product is annotated as E3 ubiquitin-protein ligase AIRP2-like. Bases 255 to 1025 code for a protein of 256 amino acids. Gene Ontology annotation, molecular function: ubiquitin protein ligase activity. NCBI's taxonomy places the organism in Eukaryota, Viridiplantae, Streptophyta, Magnoliopsida, Fabales, Fabaceae. Gene Ontology annotation, biological process: protein ubiquitination. The transcript has 5 exons. The record is from RefSeq and is a predicted model, not a curated record.